Sorex fumeus (smoky shrew) is the source of this 746-nucleotide messenger RNA. It is a transcript of the gene TOMM5, whose product is annotated as translocase of outer mitochondrial membrane 5. Gene Ontology annotation, cellular component: mitochondrial outer membrane translocase complex. The coding region runs from base 91 to 246 and encodes 51 amino acids. Lineage: Eukaryota; Metazoa; Chordata; Mammalia; Eulipotyphla; Soricidae. The transcript is spliced from 2 exons. The record is from RefSeq and is a predicted model, not a curated record.
AAGUGGGCCUGGGCGGGGCUUCCGGGCACGCGGCGGCCAGCUGGGAGCGCCGUGCUCGGCCGCGCUGAGAGCCCGGGAGGCCGCUCCGCGAUGUUCCGGAUCGAGGGCCUCGCGCCGAAGCUGGACCCCGAGGAGAUGAAACGGAAGAUGCGCGAGGACGUGAUCUCCUCCAUACGGAACUUCCUCAUCUACGUGGCCCUGCUGCGAGUCACUCCUUUUAUCUUAAAGAAGCUGGACAGCAUAUGAAGGCUGGUCAUCACAUGUGAAUGCAGGAUAUGAAGAACCUGAUUACAGUUUCUCCUUCUGUCUGCAAAUGAGUAGGCCCAGAAAGAUGUAAGAGACUCUUUGAUUGAAUGGACCUAAAAAUUCUACUUGUUAAGAAACAAGUUUGACUCUGGUGACUGACCUUCAUAGCUGAAACAAAACUAUUUGGAACGUAUAAAAAGAUAUUUUGUGGUCCUAGAACGCCCGUAUGCCAGUGAUAUUCAGCCUCUGUCAAUGUUGAUAUAACGGUAACUAAUGGCAAAUUCCCUUUUCUAGCAAGUAUCAGUUAUAAGGGAAUUAUGUCUGCGGUGACACUGUCUUGUCAUUUCUGGUCCCCUUUUUACUGCUGUCUGUUGAAGAGUUUCUUACAGCUAGCUGUUUUAUGGAAGCCAGCACACAACCAUGAUGACGUUUAAGCACAGGACCAUUAGACUAUAUUUUUAAUAAAUGUAUUAAUUAAAAAAACUGGGGUUUUGCUUUUC